Molecule: messenger RNA, 3223 nt
Organism: Megalobrama amblycephala (Wuchang bream)
Lineage: Eukaryota; Metazoa; Chordata; Actinopteri; Cypriniformes; Xenocyprididae
Gene: traf2b
Product: Tnf receptor-associated factor 2b
Exons: 11
Coding region: 150-1781 (543 amino acids)
Biological process (GO): tumor necrosis factor-mediated signaling pathway; activation of NF-kappaB-inducing kinase activity; protein K63-linked ubiquitination
Cellular component (GO): cytoplasmic side of plasma membrane; plasma membrane signaling receptor complex
Molecular function (GO): ubiquitin protein ligase binding; ubiquitin-protein transferase activity; tumor necrosis factor receptor binding
Source: RefSeq, a predicted model, not a curated record
UUGAUUCUGUAUUCACGUUGAGCGUAUAGUGUGCCGAAAUCGCGACAGUGUAGUUGGACAGUGUGUGCGCAAACUCAAGCCAGUUGCCAUUUUACUCUCUCACUCGGAGAGUCAGGAAGCAGUCUUGAUACACUGCUUUCAACUGCUAGAUGAUCAGCACUACUGCCACUGUGGGUAAAUGGAAGGCAAUGGCACGUCCAUCUUUACCAUCCUCAUUGGACUCCACAUUGCCUGGGAUAUCUCGAGAAGUGUUGUCAGUGUCCAUGGAACCAAAAUAUCAAUGCCAGCAAUGCAAAGAGAUUCUUAGGAAACCUUUCCAAGCACAGUGUGGACAUCGCUUCUGUGUGUUCUGUUUCAAACAACUCACCAGCUCAGGGCCCAUACCCUGCGAAGCCUGUCGUGCUGAGGGUAUAUUUGAAGAGGCAAUGUCUAUGCUCAAUAUUACAGUGGCAUUUCCUGAUAAUGCAGCACGAAGAGAAAUUGAUAGCUUGCCUGCCAAAUGCCCAAAUGAUGGUUGUAGUUGGUCUGGUACACUGAAAGACUAUGAGGGUCAACAUGAAGGUCGUUGUGACUUUGAACGUGUAAAAUGUGAAGCAUGCCAAGCAGUCAUCUUGCUUAGCGAGAAAGAUCGCCAUAAUGAGCGGGAAUGCGAGGCCAGAACCCUGAACUGCAAAUACUGCAAAGUCACAUUCAACUUUAAGGAAAUUAAGGCUCAUGAUGAAAUCUGUCAGAAAUUUCCCAUGCAAUGCAAAGACUGUGGUAAAAAGAAAAUCCCCAGAGAGAAGUUUCAGGAGCACACCAAAUCUUGUGCAAAGUCCAAGUCGGCAUGCCAGUUCAGUGAGAUUGGCUGCAGGGCAGUGGUUGACAAUGGUAAGCAGCAGGAGCAUGAGCAGACCAGUGUGAUGGAGCAUUUGCGUCUUAUGCUAUCUGUGCUGUCCUCUAUGCGCCUGCGAGCCGAGGGGGCUGGAGAGUGGCAGGAAGAUUCCGGGCUGGGAUUGUAUCGUGGACCUGAAGAUGCACCUCCGGCGGGACCUCAUGCAGCCGCCCAUAAUGCAGGAAGAGGAGGUGGUCCUGGUGUGCAGCAGAAAGUCACAGCUUUGGAGAACAUAGUGUGUGUGUUGAAUAGAGAGGUGGAACGCUCAGCCCUCACCCUGGAGGCACUAUCCCGGCAACAUCGGCUAGACCAGGAAAAGAUUGAGAAUUUGUCAAAUAAGGUGCGACAGCUGGAACGGACUUUAACUAUGCGAGACCUGCAGUUAGCAGAAUCUGAGCAGUCUUUGCGGGAGCUGCAGUUCUGCACAUACGAUGGAGUUUUCAUUUGGAAAAUUGCAGACUUCUCUCGACGCAGACAAGAUGCAGUUGGGGGCCGAGCACCUGCCAUGUUUUCACCUGCACCUUUCUUCUGUUCUUCAGCAUUCUACUCCAGUAAAUAUGGGUAUAAGAUGUGUCUGAGACUCUACCUGAAUGGUGAUGGCACAGGUCGGGGCACUCACCUCUCCCUGUUUUUUGUGGUCAUGAGGGGCAAAUAUGAUGCACUGCUGAAGUGGCCCUUCAGCCAGAAGGUGACAUUGAUGCUGUUGGACCAGAACAACAGAGAGCACAUCAUUGAUGCCUUUAGGCCUGAUGUAAGCUCCACAUCCUUCCAGAGACCCAUCAGUGAGAUGAACAUUGCAAGCGGUUGUCCUCUGUUCUGCCCCCUCGCCAAGCUGGCAGGCAAAAGCUCGUAUCUGAGAGAUGACACCAUAUUUAUUAAAGCCAUAGUCGACCUCACUGGCUUAUAAAGCAUUGGAAUUAUUCUUGAUAACAAUGGAUGAUAAUAUUAUUAUAUCUCAUAUCUCAGCUGCGGAAGCCAAACUAUUUAAAUGAUACAAUAUAAAGAAUAAUAUAAAUUAUAAUAGCAUAUAUUUAUUCAUUGAUUUAUUUCAGGAAAUAUUUUCAUUGAUUAUAAUAUUAAUAUGUGUAUGGAGUGGCAAUGCUCAAACAGACUUGGGCACCAAUAACUACACAAUUUUGAUAUAACUAAAUAUUUAAUAUGCACUAUAUAUAAUACAUAUUUCUAUAAUAUAUAUGUAUAGUACACAUAUUUGAACUAUACCUAUUUUCAAUUGUCUAUGUAAUAACAAAAUAUUAAUUAUGAGAUUGAGAUUUUUGUUUUGUGUAACCUAAAGCUGGCAGGAUUUUUCAUGCUGUUAAAUCUGGGAUGUUGUUAGGAUGCUAACUGCAUUUUUGAGGACAUUUUUAGGGGCAUGGUCACUUUUGCUGUAAGUAUAGUCUAUAAAUAGAUACGUAUGUCAUCAGUCUAUUUUUAUCUUAUGAACUUGACUACCUUAAUAAUAGAGCAACUUUAAUAUGCAUAAACUGUUUAUUCAUUCAUUCAGCUCAUAGAAAUGAAUCAUUGUUCCAUUUGACAAGAUCUUAUAUACAGCAUGUGCAUGAGGCUACAAUAUUUAAUAAAAUUUCACUAAAGUAAGUUAGGAAAAUGUAAGAAACCUUAGCAAGAUUGAAAGGAUGUCCAAACAUCUUGACUAACCAGUGCUUAAAUUCACUGUAGUUCUAGCCUAUUUGUAAACAUCAUCUGAUCGUAGGUCUGGCUCUUUUUGUUUGGGCUUGAGAAUUAAAUGGCUUCAAAGAAUAGAGCUGCAGACAUUUAAUCAGCUUCAAACCCUUAUAAAAGGGACCAGGCAUACUAAUAGCUCCUUUUUUUAUGUAACAUCACUAUACUUUAGGUUAGCAUGGGAUAUUUCAUCAUCUGGUGAAUUGGAUGCAAUAUAAACCCUAUUCAGUUAAAUUACAGUCCACGUUAUUUGGAUCAUUUGAAAUUAGUUGUUUUUGCUGGAAAGAAAUAGAGAAAUGAAAGAGAAAAACAUGAUUUUGUCUGAUUUUGAUAAACGAAUAAAAAUUCAGAUAUGUCUUUUUAUGUAGUUCAUUUAUCCAUUUAUAUUAGUUUGUAUUUUAUUAUUCAUAUAGCUAUUUAAUCAAGCAGUAAAAGUAAUUUUUAGUAUUUUUAGUUAGUAAUAUGCCCUUUAUUUUAUUUUACAGUACUAUAAUACAACACAUGACGUAAUCAUUUUGUUGUUGUUGUUUUUUUUUUACCUUCGAUUAUUCAUAGUGGCUGGUUUGGCAAAUUUUUGUGAAAUUUAGUUAUUCUCUCUAAUGUAUAAUUGUGUUGUGUGCUAACCAUAUAUUUGUAAAACAAAUAAAGUUCAUUUAAGUGUUCUCUAAA